Molecule: messenger RNA, 1797 nt
Organism: Silurus meridionalis
Lineage: Eukaryota; Metazoa; Chordata; Actinopteri; Siluriformes; Siluridae
Gene: rbbp7
Product: retinoblastoma binding protein 4, like
Exons: 13
Coding region: 147-1427 (426 amino acids)
Biological process (GO): regulation of gene expression
Cellular component (GO): NuRD complex; nucleus; ESC/E(Z) complex
Molecular function (GO): histone binding
Source: RefSeq, a predicted model, not a curated record
GUCGGGGAGAUCGAACCCCGGGGGGGAAAAAGUUCAACUGACACGAGUGAUUAGAUUUCAUUGAAUGAGCGGAUCAGUCAGACUGUUUUUCAAUUUUUAUAUACACCCGAAUUUCUUCUGAAGCUCAAUUUGGAAAACUCGGGAAAAUGGCGGACAAAGAAGUGUACGAUGAUGCGGUAGAGGAGCGGGUUAUAAACGAAGAAUACAAAAUAUGGAAGAAAAACACGCCUUUUCUCUACGACCUGGUCAUGACUCAUGCUCUCGAGUGGCCAAGUCUAACAGUGCAGUGGUUACCUGAUGUGAACAGACCGGAGGGAAAGGAUUACGCAGUUCACAGACUUGUUCUGGGAACACACACUUCGGAUGAACAGAACCACCUGGUCAUCGCCAGCGUUCAGAUCCCUAAUGACGACGCUCAGUUCGACCCUUCUCACUACGACAGCGAGAAAGGAGCAGAGUUUGGAGGCUUUGGGUCUGUGAGUGGAAAGAUUGAGAUCGAAAUAAAGAUCAACCAUGAGGGUGAGGUGAACCGGGCGAGAUACAUGCCACAGAACCCCUGCAUCAUUGCCACAAAGACCCCGACAUCCGAUGUGCUAGUCUUUGACUACACUAAACACCCGUCCAAACCAGACCCCAGCGGUGAAUGCAGUCCAGACCUAAGGCUCAGAGGCCAUCAGAAGGAGGGCUAUGGUCUUUCCUGGAACCCCAACCUGAGUGGAAACCUGCUCAGUGCAUCAGAUGAUCAUACGAUCUGUCUAUGGGACAUCAGCGGCUCUCCAAAGGAAGGAAAGAUCGUAGAUGCCAAAACCAUCUUCACAGGCCACACUGCCGUAGUGGAGGAUGUGUCCUGGCACCUUCUGCACGAGUCGCUUUUCGGCUCAGUGGCUGAUGAUCAGAAACUUAUGAUCUGGGACACGAGAUCCAACAACACAGCUAAGCCCAGUCACUCGGUGGACGCUCACACUGCUGAAGUCAACUGCUUGUCCUUCAACCCCUACAGCGAGUUCAUCCUAGCAACCGGCUCUGCAGAUAAGACUGUAGCCCUGUGGGAUCUGCGCAACCUCAAGCUGAAGCUUCACUCUUUCGAGUCACACAAGGAUGAAAUAUUCCAGGUUCAGUGGUCUCCUCAUAACGAGACGAUCUUGGCCUCCAGUGGAACAGACCGGCGACUCAACGUCUGGGACCUGAGUAAAAUCGGAGAGGAACAGUCUGCCGAAGACGCUGAAGACGGACCUCCAGAAUUGCUGUUUAUUCACGGCGGGCACACGGCAAAGAUUUCCGAUUUCUCCUGGAAUCCCAAUGAGCCCUGGGUGAUCUGCUCCGUUUCAGAAGAUAACAUUAUGCAAGUCUGGCAAAUGGCCGAGAACAUCUACAAUGACGAGGAGCCCGACACUCCUGCCUCAGAGCUUGAGAGCCAGGCCUCGUAACAGCUUCCAGCGUGACUUUCUUCAUUACUCCGGUUCUUUCAUUACAAAGAUACAUUCGCUCGCAAUCACUUGGGACGGAUCGGGUUUGAAACUGCAUACGUUACCGGUCUCUCUUUAUUCUCAAGUAUUACUCAGCGUUUCUUAUUUUUGUGUACUCGCCGAACUAACGAUGUGUAAAGCAUUUCCUGAAAAGGCAACAGCUGGGUCGCGUGGAUCAUCCUGAGAACGUCUGUUACUUCGAGUAUGCACUUGCUGUCAAUCGUGUUUCCCUGCGCCCCUCCCCCACACACGGAAACAACUUUCACCCCUUUAUACUUUUUGUGCAUAAACCUGAUGAUAAUCGCAAUAAAACUUUUGUAAUGCCUUUUAA